AUGUCUGCUAACGAUUUUUACAACUCGGGCCCUCAGGGCGAGCGCACAGAUCAGCAAAGUCAUAACCAGAACCAGAACCAGAACCAUGACGAAAACUUCCAGGGCCUGAAUGAUAACCAGACCAAGAAUGAAGGUGAACAGACAGAUAGAAGUCUCAUGUCGUCCAUUGUGUCUGGAGCUAUGGGCCACAAGAAGCAAGGAGGCGGAUUGGAGAACAUGAUUGGUAACCAGAUCGGCCAGAUGCUUUCUGGAAAGAACAAACACGGCAACCUGGGACAUGGAAACGGUGGCUAUGGAAACCAAGGUGGAUAUGGAAACCAAGGAGGCUAUGGAGAUCAGGGAGGUUACGGCCACCAAGGUAGCCAGGGUGGAAUGGGAGGAGUGGGAGCAAUGGUUGGCAGUCUACUUGGUCUGGGAGGAAGUGGAGGUAGCCAUGGAAGUGGAAAUGGCCAGGGUGGGCUCGGUUCCUUGUUGGGCUCUUUGACAGGUCAAGGUGGCGGCAACCAUGGAAGCAACCACGGAAGCAACCAUGGAGGCAACCAUGGAGGCAACUAUGGGGGAAACCAAGGUAGUAAUUAUGGAGAUAACUACGGAGGAAACCAUGGUGGCAACUAUGGUGGCAACUAUGGAGGAAACCAUGGAGGAAAUCAUGGUGGAAAUCAUGGAGGAAACUAUGGAGGAAAUCUGUUUGGUGGACGUAACGACAACGACAACUCGUGGGGAUAUGGCGGAGGAAACAACGAAGGUAACUACGGAGGCAACCACGGAGGCAACCACGGAGGCAAUCACGGGGGAUACGGUGGUCAAGGUGGUCAAGGUGGAUAUGGUGGUAACAAUGGUGGCAGAUGGUAA
Molecule: messenger RNA, 852 nt
Organism: Sungouiella intermedia
Lineage: Eukaryota; Fungi; Ascomycota; Pichiomycetes; Serinales; Metschnikowiaceae
Source: the annotation of a GenBank genome assembly